Rodentolepis nana is the source of this 441-nucleotide messenger RNA. The record is from the annotation of a GenBank genome assembly. Lineage: Eukaryota; Metazoa; Platyhelminthes; Cestoda; Cyclophyllidea; Hymenolepididae.
AUGCUUCCUAAGCACAAACUACCGAAAGUCUGCAUUGACAAUCUUCGCAUAACCUCCAAAAUUGUUUGUUUUCCGCAGUCAUUCGAGAGGCAAGAUACCCUAGCAAUAUCUGAAGCCCUAUACCUUAAAACUCCUCCCAUCGAAACAAAUACACUAAAUGAAGUUCUGAUCGAAGCAUGUGAAUUCAUGGGAGAACAACGUGAAAAAAGAGGUCGAGUCGUAAUAGUAACAACUGAAUACGAUAAACUGGGGACAACGCUUGCAAUGGCAUAUUUUAUAAGACAAGAACGGAAAACAGUGAAAGAAGCUUGGACAGCUGUGCGCACAAUGUAUUUCGCACUCCGACCAAGAUGGGAAUAUCUUGAAAACUUGGCCUUAUUUGAGCAAAAUGUGAAAAACAUGGAACAUCCAACUGUUGUAAACGAUGAAGAAUUCCUCUAA